AUGGCUGGCAACGUACGACAACCAAUCGACAUCGCCUCGUUGGAGCGCUAUGUCACCGCAAAUGUACCCGAGAUUAAAGUCCCGCUGGAUGUGAAGCAGUUUGGUUAUGGACAGUCAAAUCCAACGUAUCAGUUGACCGAUAAAGAUGGAAAGAAAUACGUUCUGAGGAAGAAACCCCCGGGUCAACUCUUGUCAAAGACAGCGCACAAAGUCGACCGCGAGUACAGAAUCAUCCACGCACUGGAGAACACAGAUGUCCCUGUUCCGCGUGCACUAUGUCUCUGUCAAGACCAAGCCGUCAUCGGCACCGACUUCUACAUUAUGGACUUUCUCGAUGGGCGCAUCUUUGAGGAUCCUGCGAUUCCAGGCGUAACAGCCGAGGAGCGAACGAAGAUGUGGCACUCCGCAAUCACCACGCUCGCGAAAUUCCACCGCGUAUCUCCAUCUUCUGUAAACCUUUCAUCAUAUGGCAAGAACUCUGGUUUCUACGACCGCCAGAUCGCAACCUUCAACACAAUCUCCCAGUCGCAAGCUUCCGCCAAAGACAAGGAGACUGGAGAACCGGUAGGAAAGAUACCACACCAGGACGACAUGGUGGCCUUCUUCAAGGACCCAAAGACACAGCCAAAAGACCGCGCAACCUUUGUACAUGGCGACUACAAGAUUGACAAUGUUGUCUUUCACAAGACAGAACCCAGGGUAAUUGGCAUUCUGGACUGGGAAAUGAGCACCAUUGGGCACCCGCUAUCUGAUCUGAACAACGUCCUUGCGCCCUACGUGACAGCGUCGAAUGAAAUCGCCAUGUCUAUCGGGCGCGCGCACAAGGGUUUCCAGCCUGGAGCUACACCCGGAUUGCCCACGCGCGAGCAACUCAUCGCAUGGUACUCGGAGGUCGCCGGCUGGGACCCGAGACCUGAUUUUACUUGGGGCGACGCGUUCAGUACAUACAGGAGUGCUAUCAUCAUGCAAGGAAUUGCGGCACGAUAUGCAUUGAGACAAGCGAGUAGCGAGCAGGCGCAGACGUAUGCGGCCAUGAUGAAGCCUUAUUCGGAGAUUGCAUGGGGCCUUGUGCAAAAGUUCAAGAGCGGGCAUGAGGAGAGAGCGAAACUGUAG
This is a messenger RNA of Alternaria arborescens, 1113 nucleotides long. RefSeq lists its product as hypothetical. Bases 1 to 1113 code for a protein of 370 amino acids. The transcript is spliced from 4 exons. The record is from RefSeq and is a predicted model, not a curated record. Lineage: Eukaryota; Fungi; Ascomycota; Dothideomycetes; Pleosporales; Pleosporaceae.